UUGGGGGCGCGGGUUUGGAAAUUAGGAUAUAAGGCUGAAAGGAGCUGCUGCUGACAGCCUUGACAGCCUCGUUUCCAGUUUUUUCUUUCUUUUUCUUUUUGUUGAUUCUGUCACUAAGGCUUUUUCCUUAGUUGUCUUUGCAAAGUGAGUGGCAUGGCCUCUCAGUGACUUCCCCGAGCGACCUGGAGGAUCAAAGCCAGGUGUGGUGGAGGCGAGGAAACAGCUUUCAAUUUAGCUAACACUCGGGAAACCAAGGACUGUCCUCCUCCUUUUGGAAUUUAACUCCGCAGGAUCGUCGCGAUUUCCUUGAGCACCUGAAGGUCCCGGGACUUUGUGGGUUGCUAUUCAUUGUGAAGAUACUGCACACUGUAAUUGGCACGGAAAAAAACGUUUCUCUUGGAGAACUGAAUACGAGAAAAAAAAAAUGCCUAUUUUUCCUAAAAUAUCUUUGAGGCCUGAGGUUGAAAACUAUCUUAAGGAGAACUUUAUGAAUGAGGAGGUUUUAGCUGUUUCAAGUAAACAAGAUGCACAAGGAAAAUUUGAAGCUCUGUUAAAUCACCUGUCACAUCCUCCAUCAUUCACAUCUGUCAGAGUAAAUACACAUUUAGCCUCAGUACAACAUGUAAAAAGUCUGUUAGUAGAUGAACUUAAGAAGCAGCUUAAUGGAUUAAUUGUUCCUGUUCUUCAACAUCCAGACCUUCAGGAUGUCUUACUUAUUCCUGUUAUUGGACCUAGAAAGAAUAUAAAAAGACAGCAGUAUGAAGCCAUCGUUGGAGCCCAAUGUGGUAAUGCAGUAUUAAGAGGAGCUCAUGUCUAUGUUCCAGGAAUCAUGUCAGCUUCAAAAUUUAUGAAAGCUGGAGAUGUUAUUUCUGUGUACUCCGAUAUUAAAGGGAAAUGUAAGAAAGGAGCCAAAGAAUUUGAUGGAACAAAAGUAUUUAUUGGAAAUGGGAUUUCUGAACUAAGCCGCAAAGAAAUCUUCAGUGGGCUACCUGAAAUGAAAGGUAUAGGCAUAAGAAUGACAGAACCAAUAUAUCUCAGCCCUUCAUUUGACAAUGUACUGCCCAGUUACUUAUUUUUACAGAAUUUGCCGUCUGCUGUAGUAACUCAUGUUUUAAAUCCUCAACCUGGAGAGAAGAUUCUAGAUUUGUGUGCAGCUCCUGGAGGCAAAACAACACAUAUAGCAACACUAAUGCAUGAUCAGGGAGAAGUAAUAGCACUGGACAAAAUAUCCAACAAAAUAGAAAAAAUCAAGCAGAAUGCUUCAUUAUUUGGAUUGAACUCCAUCAAGGCAUAUUGCUUUGAUGGAACAAAGGCACUUAAACUUGAUAUGAUUGAGAACACAGAAGGAGCACCUCCAUUCUUACCAGAAUCUUUUGACCGAAUUCUCCUUGAUGCACCCUGUAGUGGAAUGGGACAGAGACCAAACAUGGCUUGUACUUGGACUUUAAAGGAAAUAACAUCGUAUCAACCGCUACAGCGAAAACUCUUUUCUGUGGCAGUUCAGUUGUUGAAGCCAGGGGGUGUGCUAGUUUAUAGCACAUGUACUAUAACAUUGGCAGAAAAUGAAGAACAAGUUGCCUGGGCCCUCAAAAUGUUUCCUUGCCUUCAACUUCAACCCCAGGAACCACAGAUUGGAGGAGAAGGAAUGGUGGGAGCUGGCCUAUCACUUGAACAAUUGAAACAGCUGCAGCGAUUUGAUCCAUCUGUUGUGCCAUUACCGGACACUGACAUUGAUUCUCUCAGAGAUGCCAGAAUAGAAGACAUGAUUUGGCUGGCAAAUAAGGAUUGUAUAGGAUUUUUUAUUGCAAAAUUUCAAAAAUGCAAAAGCACAUUGGAAAAGGAUCUACCGAAAUGAAAAUUCCAAACAUUUGCUGUUGUUGGGUAUUUUUUUUCCCCCCUUAGAUUGUUGUCAAGCCAACUGAAUGAUGUCCUGGUAGCUAUGGUAACAGAGAAAGCUGCCAGCAGUUUAACCAGAGAUCUGAGAAAGAAAAAGUAUGUGUGUUGGGGGAG
Urocitellus parryii (Arctic ground squirrel) is the source of this 2010-nucleotide messenger RNA. RefSeq names its product NOP2/Sun RNA methyltransferase 6 (gene Nsun6). Gene Ontology annotation, biological process: RNA methylation. Gene Ontology annotation, molecular function: RNA methyltransferase activity; RNA binding. NCBI's taxonomy places the organism in Eukaryota, Metazoa, Chordata, Mammalia, Rodentia, Sciuridae. The record is from RefSeq and is a predicted model, not a curated record.